Messenger RNA from Camellia sinensis, 1333 nucleotides. It is a transcript of the gene LIGB, whose product is annotated as catalytic LigB subunit of aromatic ring-opening dioxygenase family. Gene Ontology annotation, molecular function: ferrous iron binding; dioxygenase activity; zinc ion binding. NCBI's taxonomy places the organism in Eukaryota, Viridiplantae, Streptophyta, Magnoliopsida, Ericales, Theaceae. The record is from RefSeq and is a predicted model, not a curated record.
AACACCACCACAACAGCAUCUUUCUUACCAAACACCACCACAACAGCAUCGUCUCUCCUGUUAUAGUCUUUGUCUAUUUAUAUAUAUAAUAAUUCAAUGGCAGACAUGAGAAAUGAGAAUUGAUCAUUGGAUCAUCAUAAUAACAAUAACCUUAACAAGCCUAAUUUCUCUGUAUCUCUAUCAUCGGCUGGUAAACGAAGAAGAGAGAAGAGGAGAGAAGAUGAAAGGGGUGGCGGCGAAGGUGAUGGAGACAUUUUACAUUUCGCAUGGAUCGCCGACGCUGUCGAUCGACGAAUCGUUGGCGGCGAGGCACUUUUUGAAAUCAUUCAGAGACACCGUGUACGGCCUCAAACCUAGCUCCAUCCUCAUCGUCUCCGGCCACUGGGAGACCUCCGUCCCCACCGUCAACGCCGUCUCUGGACCCUCCGACACCAUCUACGAUUUCUAUGGCUUCCCCAAAGAGAUGUACAAGCUCAAGUAUCCGGCACUGGGAGCUCCAGAACUAGCCAUGAGGGUGAAGGAGCUGCUGAUGGCAUCAGGGUUCGAUCAUGUGGAUGUGGAUAAAAAGCGUGGCCUAGACCAUGGUGCUUGGGUCCCACUGAUGCUCAUGUACCCAGAGGCUGAUAUUCCGGUGUGCCAACUCUCCUUGCAGACCGACAAGGAUGCAACUUAUCAUUAUGACUUGGGGAGGGCAUUGGCUCCUCUCAAGGAGGAAGGUGUUCUGAUUGUUGGUUCUGGCGCUGCCACUCACAACUUGAGGACUCUCCGUCAGUCCAAAGACGGCUCUGUUGCUUCCUGGGCUUUGGAGUUCGAUACAUGGCUCAAAGAUUCCCUUCUUAGUGGAAGGUUUGAAGAUGUCAAUCACUAUCAAGAGAAGGCACCAAAUGCAAAAGUUGCACACCCAUGGCCUGACCACUUCCAUCCAUUGCACGUAGCCAUGGGUGCUGCAGGUGAAAAUGCAAAAGCCGAACUCAUUCACCAUAGCUGGGACCUUCAAACACUUUCUUAUGCCUCCUACAAGUUCACAACUGCAGCCUAAAUACAUUUGUCACAGAGGUGCAGCAUCAACAUCUUUGUCAUUAAAAAAUAUUUAUGUGCAGGGUAACCAGUCGAUAAAAAACUCACGUGGUGGUCUCACUGUCGAGCCCACACAUUGUAAGACUCAUUCUCUUGUGAAUGUUCUGUGACCUGUCCUAUUACCAGUUUCUGUAUAAGUAUGAAUGUGUGUUUGUUAUUAUAUUUGCCUCGAUGAUUUUUUUGUUUUGUUCUCUUUGUUAUGUAUGAACUUUGAAUAAGAUGAGAAUAUCAAUGUGAAGUGCAUUUUAAUUGAAAA